GAGUAAACUAUUCCUUUCAAAUGCCAUUUCGUGUCGUCUUUAAUAAGAAAUGACGCAAAUGAAUGUUGUGAUGGUACUGUAGAUACCAGGUAGUUUACAGCAUGUCACUUUGCUCACCUGUGUUUUCCAGCUGGUUCUUUGAAGUAUUAGGUUACCCCAAAGCCUCCAAGCCCAACAUGGCUAACGGGGUACUGAUGGCGGCCGUGUUUUUCCUGGUGCGGAUCGCCGUCAUGCCGGUAUACUACAGUCGAAUGUGCUCAGUGUACGGCACAGAGGCCUUCUACAAGGUCUCCUUCGGCGGCCGUAGCGCUUGGAUCUUCUCCAGCAUCUGCCUGGACAUCAUGAACGUCAUGUGGAUGCAUAAAAUCGCUCGCGGCUGCUACAAAGUCCUGCGUUCCAGCCGGAGAUCCAAACCUGAGAGCCAGGAGAACGGAAAAACCGAUUGAGCGAAAAAGAAAGGACAUUCGAAUUUUACACCAUUUGCUCACAGACAGGGUCGUUGUCUUAUUGACGGUCUUCAUGGGACACUAUGGUGUGAUAGUGACCGGUAAAGACUUUGAAAACCACCCCCAGAGCAAUAUUUAACAGAGUUAAGACCUGAAACUCUGACAAAAUGUCAAAUUGAGAUCUAGUACACCAGAAAAGACUGGCCACCCACUUUUAUUUUGUGUUUGUUUUGAAACUGUACACCAAAAAGUGCAAACGAUGCACUGUUCGAGUUCACCGGCUGAACUGUCUUUUAACCAUGUUUGGUUUUAAUUUUAAACUGUGGGCAGGUAAACCACAUUGUUUAUUCAUCAAAAUUCAGUCCCUCACUCUCAAUCACUGUACUGUGCAAAGGGGCCAAGUGGUCAGUCACCUGAUGUUCACGUUUACUUCAAAGCCGCUUAUAUUGACUGUGAAA
Molecule: messenger RNA, 904 nt
Organism: Sinocyclocheilus grahami
Lineage: Eukaryota; Metazoa; Chordata; Actinopteri; Cypriniformes; Cyprinidae
Product: transmembrane protein 56-B-like
Exons: 1
Coding region: 102-446 (114 amino acids)
Biological process (GO): lipid homeostasis
Cellular component (GO): membrane; endoplasmic reticulum
Source: RefSeq, a predicted model, not a curated record